UUUUCCUCUUCUCUUUUAAAUCAUGCUUUCUAUUUUUAUUAUUGGCAUUGGAGAUUUAGAAUAGUCAAAUGGACAAGCAAAAAAAGUCCAAUUUAGUUUCCUUUGAUUUCGAAAUAUCCGAAACACAUCAAUCUCAUGAAGAAGGUGCCUUUUCAAAAAUAUUUGACAGAGUAUUACAUAAUCAUAAAAGACAACAAUUAACUGAACAACAACUUAAUGAUUCGUUGCAUGAAACAAUUAAUUUAAAUAAACAUCUAGCAACUACAAAUUCUUCUUGCUCUUCAUCCACAAAAGAAUCAAUUAUUAGCAGCUUUUCAGUCCAUUUAGAUUCGACUGCUGCCGUCGUGCCUCGAUCGUCUUCGUCAACUACAGCUACAACAGCUACAACUGUAACUGUAGGUAAUUCAAAAUUUGAAUUAAAAGAUCAACCUUUGAAGGAGCCAGCUCAAGUUACUGUUCAAUCUUUGACACCUACUUUACCAAAAUCCCAAGAUCAAGAGGCUUUAGACUUUUUGUUACCAAUGCCGAAAAGACAGUCAUUUGACAGUGAUACACAAUCUAUUGUAACUAACUUUUCCAUCAGUAAUUCAAACUCACUUUCCAAGAUAUUGGCUCGUUUAAGAGGACAAAGGAAUGAUGAAGAAUUUUGGAUGCCUGACGAACAAUGUAGAGAAUGUUACAAGUGUCGUAAACCUUUUACAUUUUUAAGAAGAAAACAUCAUUGUCGUACUUGCGGUAAGUAGCUUACAUAUAACUAUCUAUCUAUUAACUUAAAAUAAAUAUCGAUUCUUUUCCUUGAGGUUAGGUCAGAUAUUCUGUGGAAAAUGUGCUUCUCAUAUCAUAUCA
This is a messenger RNA of Cokeromyces recurvatus, 846 nucleotides long. RefSeq lists its product as uncharacterized. Gene Ontology annotation, molecular function: metal ion binding; 1-phosphatidylinositol-3-phosphate 5-kinase activity. Lineage: Eukaryota; Fungi; Mucoromycota; Mucoromycetes; Mucorales; Mucoraceae. The transcript has a single exon. The coding region runs from base 69 to 743 and encodes 224 amino acids. The record is from RefSeq and is a predicted model, not a curated record.